Cataglyphis hispanica is the source of this 1518-nucleotide messenger RNA. Its product is annotated as enhancer of split mgamma protein-like. Gene Ontology annotation, cellular component: nucleus. The transcript is spliced from 2 exons. The coding region runs from base 221 to 844 and encodes 207 amino acids. Lineage: Eukaryota; Metazoa; Arthropoda; Insecta; Hymenoptera; Formicidae. The record is from RefSeq and is a predicted model, not a curated record. Gene Ontology annotation, molecular function: RNA polymerase II cis-regulatory region sequence-specific DNA binding; protein dimerization activity; DNA-binding transcription factor activity, RNA polymerase II-specific. Gene Ontology annotation, biological process: anterior/posterior pattern specification; regulation of neurogenesis; regulation of transcription by RNA polymerase II.
UCUGUUCGUGUUCACUCGAAGGUCGAGCUGAAGGCUUACGUGUUGUCCGCACGUUUCCUUCCGCCAACCGCCAAGUGACUCGCAAUCGCAGGCGACGAACAAAGUUUGACAAGUUUGAGGUGUGAUAGCACGACGAGAUCGCGUUCGCGAUAAAUCAAUUAUCAGUUAUCGUGUGAAGUUUUGAUAGUGUCGCAAAAGCCCGCUCCAAAAAGGAUUAAUCAUGCAGGUGCACGAGCAGAUUAUCAUGACCGAUGGGCAGGAGCAGCCCAUCUCUAGGACAUAUCAGUAUCGAAAGGUGAUGAAACCGAUGCUCGAGCGCAAACGUCGAGCGCGCAUCAACCGUUGCUUGGACGAGCUGAAGGAUCUGAUGGUGACCGCGCUGGCCGGCGACGGCGAGAACGUGGCGAAGCUGGAGAAGGCGGAUAUCCUGGAGCUGACGGUGCGUCAUCUGCACAAGCUCCAACGCCAGCAGCGUCUCUCGGCAAAUCCGGUGAUCGACGCCGACCGCUUUCGCGCCGGCUACACGCAUUGCGCCAACGAGGUCAGCCGCUGCCUGGCCGCCACCCCCGGUGUCGAUGUCGCCCUCGGCACCAAGCUCAUGACGCAUCUCGGCCACAAGCUCAACUCCAUGGACAAGACCGGGCCGUUGACCAUCCACGUGACCGCGCCACAAUCAUCGCCGUCGCCCUCAAGCGAGCUCAGUUCCGACGAGUACUCGAUGCCGCUGACGCCGGCGUCCAGCCAACCAUCCCCGGUACGAACCGACAUCGACACCGUCUCCCAGAGCCACCAGGGUCUCCUGCAGGUGGCCAAACCGAACGAGCCCAUCUGGCGACCGUGGUAAAUUUCUAUCCGGCCAAUCGGCCGAGUAACGAAAUCGGCGAAAGGAUGUUUCCUCCGAAUCCGAAGGAUCAUCAGGGGACCAAUCUUGCAAUUUCGUUUGUGAUUUGAACGGAAUGAACGCCGCGAGAGACUGGGAACAUCGCGAGGGAAGAAGAGGAAGAAGUCUACCCACGUGCUUAGACUCGAGGAUUUCCAUUUGCAGAAGACACUCGGCGGACGUCAUUCUGACAUCGUCGCCGCAAACAUCUUCUCGAUAACGUGCCGGAAAGCGAGAUGGGAGUCUUCUUUCGGGGCCGAGCGCGGCUGAAGCUUUAAUUUACUCGACAGUUAGAUAUUUUCUAUUGUUUAUUUCAUACUUUUAUCGAGGAUGUUUUUUCUUUUCUUUUUCUUUUUUUUAUUUUCUCGCCGAUAUAACGUUGUUGUAUGGAGUCUCUUCACCGGUCAAGAAAUCGGAGAUAAGGGACAACGACGACGAAUGAUCUCUCGAGGCGACGAUUUCGGUGAUUCCGAAAGGCACGCGUUCGGAUUCAAUGAAGCGCAGCGCGGAUUAUUAUAUGUAAAAAUGACCGAGCGGAGAAUCUUGUGAUAGAGAAACGUGUACCUGUGAUAUUUACUGUAGUAGGCGUAGAGAAUGAUACUAGAUUUUUAAUAAACAUGUUUCGUAUCAGCAUUAAA